Molecule: messenger RNA, 4278 nt
Organism: Oryzias melastigma (Indian medaka)
Lineage: Eukaryota; Metazoa; Chordata; Actinopteri; Beloniformes; Adrianichthyidae
Gene: rassf9
Product: Ras association domain family member 9
Exons: 2
Coding region: 230-1546 (438 amino acids)
Biological process (GO): signal transduction
Source: RefSeq, a predicted model, not a curated record
GUGUGCUGCAGCUCCCGCAGGUGGAAGGGGGCAGACUUUCCCCGGGUUUGGGUCUGUACGCGCCUCCCUCCGCUAGUUGGACGGGGCGGACAGAGUUGCAGCAUCCGCUUCCAAACUUUCCAGAAAGCCUGCAGUGAAGUGCGGGACGGCCUGCCUCGCGCACCCGGGGACUGUUGCGCGCUGCGGAUCGCUGCUGUUGCGCGCGUCUUCUCGGGUCCAAGAAAUAGCCAUGGCGCCGUUUGGCAAAAACUUCCUGAAGGCUCGAAUGAAAACCAGGACUAAAGAUCCUGAGCCUGUGGUUGGAAAGGAGAUUCAAGUUACAGUCUGCAAUGAGGAGAAGGUUGUCUGUGGAGUAACCAAGCACACGACCUGCGCAGAUAUGAUUCAGGCUUUACUGGAGGAUCACAAAUCUGUCCCAGAGAGCAAGCGGCUCCUUCAAGGGGAGCCCAAAGACUUCUGUCUGGUUGAACGCUGGAAGGGCUUUGAGAGAGCGCUGCCUCCUCUUACCAGGAUCCUCAGACUCUGGUAUGCGUGGGGUGACCAAAGACCGUUUAUACAGUUCAUCCUGGUGAAAACGAGUGACUUUGUGCCUCAGCCUGCCAAGAAGGGUUUAAAGCCAAAAGGGGCCAAGCCCAAGCGAUGGGAAUAUGGCCGCACACAGUAUGCCCAGUCCCUCCCAGCAGAGAAGCAAAAACGCAUGGUGAAGAAAGCUUUCCGGAAACUUGAGAAACUCCACAAGGAGAACAGGGGUUUCCCAGGCACUGAGGAGAUUGAUCGGAUGGUGCAGCUUAUUUUGCACCAGGACCACACCAUCAGAGAGCAAUUUCAGCGAAUGAGGGAGCUGGAUCUGGAGAUCGAGCGCAUUGAGCUGCAGGGACAAAAGGAAGCGGACUCUGACAGUUCAGUGUCACAGACUUCUGGACCAAACUCAUCAGCUCAGAGGGAGGAGCAGCUUCAGGAGUUCCUGCUUACCAGUGAUGGAGUUCAGAAACUGGAGUUACAAGUUGAGAGGCAUCGGGAGCUCAUCCUCCUGCUUUCCCAGGAUAUUGACUCUGAGUUGAGGAAAGCUGACCUACUUUUGGUUCAAGACCGGGAUGGAGAGCCGACAGGAGCUGCUGCAGCUUCUCAGCUUCCCCCUGAAGCUGGAAAUGAGCUUUACUUUUCUGAACUGGAUAGAUUAAAAGAUGAACUGCAAGACAGCAUAAUAAAUGGGGUGAGUCUUCAUAACCAGACUGCUGAAAUAGAGAAGCAACUGAUGUACUUUGACAGUGCACUGAUGGCCAAAGACCAGGAGUGCUGGCAGUUGGCAACCCAACUGAACUCUCUGCAAAUCACGGACUGCGUAGAGGAAAAGCAGCCCGUGUGUAUCCUUCUAAACAGUGAGGCUCAGUGCAGCUUGAUGAGCCACACCAUGAAAGUCAAACAGAGCCUGUUGCCUCUGGAUGUUACGGACACAGACUCAGACACUGGGAUUAGCUCCACCCACAGUCAGGACUCGCUCUCACCGUGUCUGGACUUCCCUCCCCCGCUGGACACGGACGUUUGAAGCAGCCGGUCAACCUCUCAUUGUGUUACACAGGCCUCUCACAUGUCACACCGUCAUCUACCACACAGACAAAAAAUCUACCAACAUGGGGGCUUAGAGUAACAUUUUCUCUCCACUUCUCUAGUUUUUUCCUUUUGUUAGAAAUUCAAGUAUGUUCUUCAAAAACAGACUCCUGACUCUUGAGAACGACCGCCUUAAAUCAUCUGAUCUUUUUUUUAAAAAAAAAGAAGACACACCAUUGGUUAAAAGAAAAGAUAUAUACUUUUUAAAGUAUCUGAAACAUGUCCAAAGUUACACAAAAACCACAAUGAUGACAUAAACAACACAACCCAGUUGGAAGUAAUGUCCCAGUCACAGCUGGCCUUAUGGGGGGACACGGGCUGUCUACAGGUUUCCCCAUUUUUUGCCCACAGUAUGAAUUUUUAAGAUCGUAGACCACCGUUGAGCCCGUAGGGCGGAAAUGUUCGUGGAAAUUUUUUCUAUGGGCAUGCUGCGAGUGACGGGUCAGAGCAAACUCAUUACAUGUAAGGGUGAAAUAAGUGAGUGGCAGGCGUGUUGGAUUUUUUUUUUUUACUUUUUUUCUGUCUGUUUCUGAGUCGGCUGAUGCAUCUUCUCUUUCUCUGUAGUCACACCGUUUUGACGCACAAGUACAUCAUCGGUCUACGUCAUACAUGAGCUUUGAUAGUCAAACACUCAAUGGAAACGCUCAAUUGAAUUGACCGGACCGUUCUAAACCGGUCAAGAGUGGACUGGUCUGGUCUGGACCGCUCAGUGGAAACAAAGCAUUAUUGCUGCUCAGGUGAUAACUGCAAGCUCCUUGCAAUCUCCAUGCAUGCUGCCUGACGCUUAGAAAUGAGGACUUGAGUGUAGUUUGUGUGGGCAUCUUCUGAGUACUUACUGAAUGAGAAAAUCUUGUCAGGAUUUUUCCCUUUUACAAACUUUUUGUUUUGCUGAUGGAUUUUCUACGUCUUUAUAAAGGCCAGGUUUAACACUUUUACUGCUGCUUUAACACUGCAGAGGAAUCCUGCAUGACGGUUACUGGAGAAACAACAGGCACACGCGCUAAAAGAAGAAUCAAUGUGGAUCACGUUAAAAGUUGUUUUAUUGAGCAUGAAUUCAUCCAACCACAUUUGAAUGAGUUUCCGUGUCUCAUUGUUGUGGUUUUAUGACAUUGUUUUUAAGAGAAUUCUGUUGGAACUACAAUAAAGCUUUAAGAUGAUGUCAGGGCAGCAACCCAUGCGCACAGAAAAGAGAGUUAUACGUUUUUUGGUGGUGUUAAAAUACAUUUUAUAACAAGUAAACAGUUGGACCCAUUAUGUCCUUUUGGCUAACGUGACAAUCUAAUGCUCUACAUUUGUCCGCGGCUCACCGAUCACUUCAUUUCUAACAUUUUUACAUCAUGUGGCUGUCGGGUACGGUGGCCGUUUUGGUUCAGUUGUUCCGCUCUCAGUUCAUUUCAUAUUCAGACUGAGGAACCUCAGAGAGAACAGAAGUUCAGUCUGAAUGGAAACGAAUGGAGACCAUCUUGAAAGAUGAGUCAGAGAGUGGUUCCUGGCAAAUGAAGGUACUUAUUUCCUGACAGCUCCAUGGAGAAGGUGGGUGUGAUUUUGUUGUAGUCUGGGGGCGGAGCUUGCUGCACAGAUUCUUCCUGGAGGGGACGGUUCACAUCAAUCUUACGUCAGCACGUUUCCACCCGCUCGUUUUCAUGGGUAUGGGUGGGGCUGCUGCAGACAGUGCAGUUUUUAGAGGAUUAUUCUUAAAUACAUGAACGGAUCAAAAUACCAUUUGGGGGUUCUAUAUAGUGUGGAAUGAACAGUAAAAUGCAUUUAAAACCUCAAAAAGUAGAAUUUUCAUGGUAUAUACAGAACCUCCUUGUAUAAACCGUUUUAUUAAUGUCAAAGUCCCUCUUUGUCAAAUGUGGAGCCUCUAUUUUUGAUCUUGCUCCACAUUCAAUUCAGUGUCGAUCACUGAGUCCUUAUUCUUAGAUAUUUCUGUCCUCUUCUUCAGUACAGAGGGACAAACUACAGAAAAAAAUAGACAAAGUGUUGUUUAUCUUUGCUACCUUGUACUAUUGAAAAAGAACAGCAGCUAUGUUCACACAUCAAUGUUUAACUUUCUGUGCCAAAACUCAAAAUUCAGGCUUUAGGUCACAGGUGUGGUCCUACAUGUUUUCAAGCCAAGCUGCCAUAGCUUCUUAUUGGCUAAUCACACCUGAUCCAGGUAAUCAGCAGCAGAUAAGGCAGGAUUCUGGAAAACCAGCAGGACGUCGGCCCUCGAGGACUUGAGUUUGACACUCCUGCUUUAGGCUGACUGCUUUUACCUAAACAAGAGAGCUUUGUCCCUGUUUAAGUUGAAGGUAUGCUUUUGCUCGUCCUUUUGUUCUCAAGUUAACUAUGCAACUGCACUUCUUUGUACACAUUUUAAAGGAAGAUAUAUAGCUUCACUUGUUUUGUCUUUAAGUUAAAGAAUUUGUUGGAAAACAUAAAAAUGUAAAUUAUCCAGCUCUAAUGUAAAUACGUGAUGUAAAUAUAACAGAACUAUUUAUUUUUGUAAAACUGCACUUGAUACAUAUUAACACAUCACUUUUAUAAAUGGACACCAAAUGUUCAGAAUCACCUGAUUCAGAACAAAGUGUGCGUCUUUUGGUCUUUUAAUCCCUAAUCUCAGAAAUGACAUGGAAUAUUACGAUGAAAUGUGUAUUCUAACUUUCACAAUAAAAGCUAACACAAUAA